This is a messenger RNA of Cuscuta campestris, 989 nucleotides long. The record is from the annotation of a GenBank genome assembly. Lineage: Eukaryota; Viridiplantae; Streptophyta; Magnoliopsida; Solanales; Convolvulaceae.
AGUUUAUUUGAGUGGAAGGAUAACAGUUCCUUCGGUGAGGCCAAGGCUCCGCUCACAAGUCACGUGCAAAUCAAGGUAUCUCCCAUGCCCUUCCUACAUCAGAAUGCCUGUUAGCUGUGAUAAUGAGUCAAGAAACCGCUCACAAUCAAAGUAACCAAGUACCAAGCGAUGGGCAUGAAAAUGUUCAUACUGAAUCAUCCAGUUUCACACCUCCUAUUCAAACUGAACAAGUGAACUCACAACAUAUUCCCCAAAAUGAUCAAAAUGUUGGAGGUCAACCUGAUGCUAUGUUACCUACCUUAAUGGUAAACUUCUUGCAACAAAUGACUCAUGCCCCUAUGUUUCAACCACCUCCACCACCACUUCGUUUGAUCACUUUCAAAACCUUGAAAGAUAAUGGUGCUGAGGAGUUCUUGGGAGAUCGAAUUGCCGAACCCCAGAUCGCUCUUGAAUGGAUCGAGCAGACCGCUCGUGUACUACAAAAUCUGAACAUACCUCUUGCUGAUCAUCCAAAAUUUGCAUCUCAAUUGCUCCGUAAGGAAGCCUAUGAAUGGUGGAAACGCACUGACGAAAAUCCAAACACACCCAAACCGUGGACUUAGGAAUUCUUCGAUUGAGCGUUCAAGAAGGAAUAUAUACCAGCUCGAUUCUGUGAAGAAAAGCGUGCUGAAUUUAUUCAAUUGAAGCAAAGAGAUAUGACACUCCCUGAAUACCGACAAAGAUUUGUCCAUCUCGCUCAAUUUGCACCCACACUGGUGAGCACAGCGGCUGACCGCAUUGAGGAGUUUCGCAAAAGACUUCGACCUGAUCUCAGGCCGCACGUAUCUACUAUUCAAACUCUGGAUUUCAUUGAGGCAUACGACCUAAUCUCUAAAGCCGACAAAGAUCUAAGUGAUUAUUAUGAAAGUCUGAAGAUUGAGAUUGUCAAUUUAAAUGAACGACCAAAUACAAGUGGGAAGAGACCUCUGCAAGAAAUUGAUAGUGCCCUA